This is a messenger RNA of Brachypodium distachyon (stiff brome), 1647 nucleotides long. RefSeq names its product protein MIZU-KUSSEI 1. The record is from RefSeq and is a predicted model, not a curated record. Gene Ontology annotation, biological process: hydrotropism. The transcript has a single exon. The coding region runs from base 1 to 948 and encodes 315 amino acids. NCBI's taxonomy places the organism in Eukaryota, Viridiplantae, Streptophyta, Magnoliopsida, Poales, Poaceae.
AUGCCGCGCACGACGCCGUCGAGCCCGCUGUCCCGCGCGACCCCGCCGCGCUCCCCCACGGCCGCCAGCCGCCUGGCCGUGGCCCCGGCGUCCCCGUCCACCCCGCAGUGCGCCAUCCCGGCCUCCCCGCGCACGCCCGUGGCGUCCACGCCGCCGGCCCCGGCCCCGGCAACGCCCCGCACGCCGCGUCCGGAGAUCACGCUCCGGGAGCCCGCGCAGCCGCAGAAGCGCUCGGCGCCCGCCGCCGUCCGCAGGCCGUCGUCGCGCGCGCUCCGCAAGAUCCGCUCCCUCCUCCGGUCCCUCCCCAUCAUCGCCCCCGCCGCGUGCCGCCCGGCUUCCGCGCUCCCGCGGCGCCACAACAACAGCAACAACAAGCCGCAACAACAGCAAGCGCGCGUGACCGGCACGUUCUACGGCCACCGGCGCGCGCGCGUGGCGCUGGCCGUGCAGGAGCGGCCCGGCAGCCUGCCGACCCUGGUGCUCGAGCUCGGCAUCCCCACGGGGAAGCUCAUGCACGAGAUCUCCUCCGGCGGGCACGUGCGCAUCGCCCUCGAGUGCGAGAAGAAGUCCGAGGGGGGCGGGGGCGUGGUGAGGCUGAUGGAGGAGGCGAUGUGGACGGCGUACGUGAACGGGCGGCGGGUGGGGUACGCGGUGAGGCGGGAGGCGACGGGCGGCGACCUGGCCGUGAUGCAGCUGCUCAGCACGGUGUCGGCCGGCGCCGGCGUGCUGCCCGGGGAUGUGGUGGACGAUGAGGAGCCGCCGCCGCAGGGGGAGAAUAACGCGGACGCGGGCGCGGGCGGCGGCGAGGUGGCGUACAUGCGCGCCGGGUUCGAGAGGGUGACCGGGAGCAAGGACUCGGAGUCGCUCUACAUGGUCAGCCCCGACGGGGACGCCGGCGGUGCCGCUGGCGGGGGCACCGAGCUCAGCAUCUUCUUCGUCAGGGUAUAAAGUUCGACAUACCGCGCGCGCAUUGCCGGGCCGGCGGCGUGAGACGGGGCGCUAAUUUCUCUUAUAAAUUGUUGCUGUAACAAGUGUGUGUGGCAUUGCAUUUGUGUUUGCGUUUAAUUUCAAUUUUCAAGGUUUGCACAUAGGAACCAACGGUGAACGGCAUGUCCAUAUAACGAGCUUUUUUGACAUCCAAAUUCCAUCUUGAUGUUCUUCCUCUUAUUUUCCAAUGUAACAGAUUUUCUAGAAAAAAAAUGUUAUAAAAUUACAUCCAGAAGGUAUAUAGCCACUAGUUUUCGAAUACGAUCGCAUUAAUCCCACGGUAAACUCCUUAAUUAGGGCUAGUUUGGUAGCGGAGGAAGAAAAAUCCAGGGUUCAAGACCCAAGACGGGGAAUUUAGGGAGCACAGGGGAUCCCCUAGGAGAAACUUCAAGUCGGGGGAAACUGCCCCUGCCCCAUUUGGUAACAAGAGGCUACACCGGAAGGAUCGCUCUCGCCGGAGGGAGGCCUCGGGGUCGUCCACGGUCGCUGCAAGGAGGCAUCGGGGUCGCUCGCGGGGGCCGGAGGAAGACGAGGGGUUGCGCGCGGGGGCCGGAGGGAGGCGGAGGCUCUCUCGCGGUCGCCGGAGGGAGGCGCCGGCGGCGCUCGCGGUCGCCAAGGACGGCUGCGUCGGUCGAGAGGAGCGAGCCAGGGAUUUUCUUU